This is a messenger RNA of Paramacrobiotus metropolitanus, 3592 nucleotides long. RefSeq names its product atrial natriuretic peptide receptor 1-like. Gene Ontology annotation, molecular function: ATP binding; peptide receptor activity; protein kinase activity. Gene Ontology annotation, biological process: cGMP biosynthetic process; intracellular signal transduction; protein phosphorylation. The transcript is spliced from 20 exons. Bases 207 to 3488 code for a protein of 1093 amino acids. Lineage: Eukaryota; Metazoa; Tardigrada; Eutardigrada; Parachela; Macrobiotidae. Gene Ontology annotation, cellular component: membrane. The record is from RefSeq and is a predicted model, not a curated record.
ACCGGUUAUAGCUGGGGAAAUGGCCCGGCAUUAUCUUCCCCCGCAGCCAGUCGCUGCCGGGACAACAUGCCAGCCAUUUUUUACACAAUCAAGUACAGUAUUAAUGCAGCGUCGCCAUACAUCCGGAUAACAUUUGUAAUUGUGGAGCAGAACAUUAUCGUGGUGUGGCGAGAUGCCGUUAGAAAUUUGUAUGGGCGCCAUUCGUGAUGACGGUGUUAUAUAAUUAUGUGUGGCUGUUUUACGGGAUUAAUGCGGUGGCCGGCAAUCACACACUGCAAGCCUGCAUGUUCACCAAUCAGUACGAGAAGUCGUCCACCUUCGACUUUAGCAAGGGCGGCGCGGCCGUGGAUCUGGCGCUGGAAUAUGUCCGCGACAAUGUCCUCCCGGACGACGUCAGUUUGGAGAUGGUCAUUCAGGAUUUAGGGCCGCAGUGCGGCACCGACAGUCACGUCACCAGUUACGCCAUGGACUAUUUCUACCGCGGAUUGAAUUGCAACGUCUACAUCGGACCCGGCUGCCGGCUGGAUGUGGAGACGCUGUACGACGUAGCCGACUACUUCCGCAUUCCCCUGAUCGCCAUCACGGGAGCGGGCGUCGGGGCCGGGACGGAUCUGGCGCUGUAUCCCUCGCUGGCGCGCAUCUCCGUUACCCAUACUAACACCUUUGCGGUAUUAGCCAGGUUCUGGCAGCGCUUUAAUUACACACACGUGGGGAUGGUGUGCAACGACGCCGACCGCUUCUAUCAGGACAUGUUCCUGGUGAUCCGCGGGGAAAUUAUGAAGUGGGAGGAUUUUGAGAAGAGAUCGGCCGUGAUGUUCCGCACGUUUGACGGGGCGGCCGCCAAGGGGGACCAGGUCAUUGAGGCGGUUUUGUCCGAUUUAAAGAAUUUCUGCCGAGUUUUUGUGAUUUUGGCCAGUGGAGACACUCUUCGUCGUGUCAUGAUAAUCGCCAGGAGACUUGGCUUAACCAGCGUUGAAUUUAUUUAUCUGGCGGUGGAGCUGUUCCCCAGUGCCACGUGGGGCGCGUUCACCUGGGAACGACACGACAAUAACGACAUCGCCGCACGAGAUGCCUACUCAUCGUUGCUGCUGUUUUCCUACGAACCGGUCAAUCUCGUCACACGUGAGACCUUCGAGAACAAGGUCAAGAAACUGUCGCCGAAAUACGGAUACACCUACAAACCUCGCGAAGCGGUGGAAGAGACUGUCGGGCAUUUUUACGACGCCGUUCUAUUAUACGCGUCCCUCGUCAGCCAACGAUACGAACUGGGCCACGACGUGGCCGACAGCGAACUGAUCUUCAAUUUGUUAGGCAACUACUCCUUCGUGAGCCCGGUAAGCGGGAUCGUGCAGCUGGACAUCAACGGCGACCGGGUUAUUCCGUACAUUGCCAAGCGUUUUAUUGCCUCAACCGGUCGAUUCGAGCCGUUUCUAGAGUUUCCCAAUACCAACGAGGAGGUGGUCGUCGUGGAUGUCAUUGACUGGAAGGGAGCGGCCAGUCUCCCGCGUAACACGCCGCGGUGUGGAUUCCGUGGGGAGAAUCCUGCGUGCCAACCAGUAACGGUUUGGACGGACAGCACAAUCAUCGCGACGGCGCUAGUUCCCGUGAUCUUCCUGGUGCUACUGGGAGUCGGGGUUUUCUUUGGAGGAAAACGCUACCUGGACACCCACUACGACCCGUAUUGGUGGCGCGUCUUUUCGCACCAACUCCUCCCACCCAGCACCGGCACCAGCAUGGGCUCCAACACGUCCGCAACGAAAUUCGCCAACGCUUCCGGCAGCAAGCGUCAGCCAACCGGCACGGGAACAGCGGCCACCAGCCAGUUCUCCGGCCCGAAAUCCCGGUCCUUGGCGAUGGAUUCCCUGUAUCCGACAUGUAACAAGAUCUACGUCUUCCAAGGAAACGCUAUCGGCGCCUCCGAGCUGCCGAAACCGUUUAAGCGCGCUGUUGCCGAUAUGGGCGUCAGUCUGCGGCCGCUUCGGCGAAUGCAACACCGUAACGUCCAAACAUUCUCCGGCAUCGAGGUCAACGAAGACAAUUUCUGCGUCUCGGUGUUAGGCGAGCUGUGCCAGAAGGGCGAUCUGGAACUACUGUUGCAGUCGAAAACUGUCAGACUGGAUGAUUCGUUCAAAUUCACAAUAAUGCUCAACCUGGCGUCGGGUGUUAACUUUCUCCACAACUCACCGGUGAUCUCGCACGGUUUCUUAAUGGAGAGCACCUGCCUGGUGGACGGGCGGUUCGUGGUGAAACUGGCCGGUCACGGUCUGACCGCGUUCCACCACGACUACGAGCUCCGCGAACCCCAAGCGGACAUGGAAGAAAUCGACAAACUGACGGUGUACCUGUGGCGGGCGCCGGAAUUCCUCCGUCGGCCGAUGCCGCCCAAGGGCUCGGUCAAAGGUGAUAUCUACAGCAUGGCGGUGCUCUUCCAUCAGAUUGUGGUGCAAAAGGGUCCCUUCGGGAACCCCAGCAGUGACGAAUGGACGGUGUCGGAUGUUAAAAUCCUAAAAGAUGUCCUUAACGAAGUCAAACGCGCAGCCCCGCCCCUCCGUCCACGUCUUCCGCGCUCGGCCUGCCCGACCUUCCUGGUGGACCUCAUCGAGCAGUGUUGGAGCGAGGACCCUGUUGAGCGGCCAACGGCCUGGCGGGUGCUGGAUACUAUUCGUUACGAGACCGGCUACACGACCGAUAACGUGACGGAUCACCUGAUCAAGCGGCUGGAGACGUACGCUGCCACGCUGGAGUACCAGGUGGAGGCGCGGACCAAGGUCUUCAUGGAGGAGAAACGGCGCGGUGAAGAGUUGCUCAGCACUAUUUUGCCCAGGGUGGUAGCGCAGGCGUUAAACUCCGGUAAAGAAGUGCAGCCCGAGAUGUUCGCUAGUACUUCGGUGUUCUUCAGCCGCCUGGAGGGCUACGAAGAGGUCAUCCGCAAAACGCAGGUCCCGGUGGCGGCUACGCAUAUUCUCAACCACCUCUACGUGACGUGCGACAAGAUUAUCGAGCGCUACGAUGUCUACAAGGUGGAGACGGUGGCCGAUGCGUACAUGAUUGUUAGUGGAUUGCCGGUGCCGAACGGGAGUCGUCACGCGGACAUUAUCGCGUCCAUGUCGCUGCACCUUUCUAAGCAGAUUAACGGCAUGACCUUCCAGGGAUACCCGGAGAUGCCGUGCCAUAUUCGCAUCGGCAUCAAUUCCGGUCCGUGUGCAGCGGGAAUCAUCGGACUGAAGCUGCCUCGAUACUGUUUGUACGGCGACACUGUUAACACAGCGUCGAGAAUGGAAUCAUCAGGGCAAGCCGGAAGAAUCCAUAUCAGCGCGUCAACGCGAGAUUUAUUGCUGAUUGAUGAACGGUACGAAAUUACCGAAAGAGGAGCCACCAAUAUUAAGGGAAAAGGCAUGCUGCUGACCUUUUGGCUCAACGGACUAAGCACGAAGAGCGACGAACUGCCUAAGGGAAUACGAACGACGGAACCCGCCAAAUUCAACUGAUCCGUUAGUAUUCCACUAACAGCCACAUACAUACUCGUACAUCAAGACACGCCAAGACAAGUCUGUUUAAAAACCGGCGAUUUUGUGUAAUUUUUCCAAAUACA